Molecule: messenger RNA, 216 nt
Organism: Peronospora matthiolae
Lineage: Eukaryota; Oomycota; Peronosporomycetes; Peronosporales; Peronosporaceae
Source: the annotation of a GenBank genome assembly
AUGGAGGUGGAGGAGAGGGGAGGGAAGACGCUCUCCACACAAUCGUGGGGAAGCGUGUGUUCCGAGAGCUUUGAUCGCGUAACGCAAGGGUUACGCGGCGAUCUCGAACAUGAGCGGGACAGGCGUCUCCAAAUGGCGGACACUGUCUUGAAGCAUCGAGCUGAGUUUGCCUUUGCUCAGCUUGAGAACGAGAGAGCUUUGACGAUCUCUGCGUGA